This is a messenger RNA of Balaenoptera musculus (blue whale), 759 nucleotides long. RefSeq names its product IZUMO1 receptor, JUNO (gene IZUMO1R). Gene Ontology annotation, molecular function: signaling receptor activity. The transcript is spliced from 5 exons. Gene Ontology annotation, biological process: cell adhesion; sperm-egg recognition; fusion of sperm to egg plasma membrane involved in single fertilization. The coding region runs from base 1 to 759 and encodes 252 amino acids. Lineage: Eukaryota; Metazoa; Chordata; Mammalia; Artiodactyla; Balaenopteridae. Gene Ontology annotation, cellular component: external side of plasma membrane. The record is from RefSeq and is a predicted model, not a curated record.
AUGGGGUGUUGGUGGCAGCUCCUGCUGGGGCUGUGGGCAGUCCCACCCAUGUGGGCUGGGCGCGAGCUGCUCAACAUCUGCAUGAACGCCAAGCCCCACAAGCCAGAGCCCAGCCCGGAGGCCAAGCUCUACGAGGAGUGCAUCCCCUGGAAGGACAGUGCCUGCUGCACGGCCAACACGAGCUGGGAAGCCCACCUGGAUGUGUCCCUGCUCUACAACUUCAGCUUGGUUCACUGCGGGUUGAUGAUGGCAGACUGUCAGAAGCACUUCCUCCAGGCCAUCUGCUUCUACGAGUGCUCUCCCAACCUGGGGCCUUGGAUCCAGCGGGUGGGAAGAAGUGGGCUGGGGUGGGAGCUGGACCCGAGUGGGCGGGCGGAGCGGAUUCUGGACGCGCCCCUGUGCCGGGAAGACUGCGAGCAGUGGUGGACCGACUGCCGCACAUCCUACACCUGCAAAUCCAACUGGCACGGCGGCUGGACCUGGAGUCGGGGGAAGCCCCGCUGCCCUGCCAGAGCCCUCUGUCACCCUUUCCUGCAUUACUUCCCCACCCCGGCUGACCUAUGUGAGAAGAUCUGGAGCAACUCCUUCAAGGCAAGCCCGGAGCAUAGGACCAGCGGGCGGUGUCUGCAGAAGUGGUUCAAGCCUGCCGGGGGCAACCCCAAUGUGGCCGUGGCCCGCCUCUUCGCCAGCCCUGCCCCGUCCUGGGAGCUCUCUGACAUGCUCCUGGCUUUCUCUCUGUUCCUGCUGCUCCUUUCCUGA